ACUGGGCUACAAGACACCAUUAGCGGCGGUUCCGAAGCGCUGCGAAGAUACAGGCAGGAUGGCGACGUUGGGAAGGUUCGAUCAGUUCAUCGAGGACGGUGACGAAGAUUUUCAGUCCUACGUGGAGCGGUUCGACCACUUCCUGAAGGCCUCCCAGGUGAGCGACGACCUGAAGGUGUCAGUGUUCAUAACGGCAAUAGGAAAGAAGGCCUAUAAAACUCUGAAAACGUUGCUGGAGCCAGAAAAGCCAGAAAACAAGACGUACGCACAGUUAGUACAGACACUGAAAGAGCAGUACGUUCCCAAAACUUCCGUGAUUGCCGAGCGUUUCAAAUUCAAUCGUUGUUUCCAACAAGAUGGGCAAGCGGUGACAGCCUUCGCUGUAGAGCUGAAGCGGUUGGCGACAUCCUGUGAUUUCGGAACGUUUCUGGACGACGCUCUGCGCGACCGGUUUGUGGCAGGACUUUGUGACAAAGAAACACAAGCAGAGCUGCUAAAGACAAGCAAGCUGGCUUUUAAAGAGACCUGCGAUAUCGCUAGGAGUAUCGAGUUGGCCCGGAAAGAAAGCCAGGAUUUUCAGCCCAAGUCGGCGCAAGGAAUGAUCAGCGCCCUUAACCGCAAAACAGAUAGCGGGAAACGCCCACCACGCUGGAGAGAAGAAACUUCGGGGAUGCCUGCUGGCACCAGGGGGGCGGAACCACUGCACUGUUUCCGAUGCGGCUCAGAGCAUGAAGCAUCUAUCUGCAAAUUUCGCAAGUACCGUUGUCGGGUGUGUAAACGGGUUGGACACUUAGCGAAGAUGUGUAGGGACAGAGGUAGAGACGCUGCGAACGUGAUAGACGAGGAAAGUGACGCGGGUGAACAUGUGCUGUACAAUAUCUAUUCCUGUGAGGGGCGCACCAGACUCUACGAAAUUUGCCUGAAGCUAGAUCAGAAAAGUGUGCGCAUGCAGAUUGACGCAGGGGCGUCUGUGUCAAUUGUACCAGAGUCACUGUGCAAGAAAUACUGGCCCAGCCUACCUUUAGAGCCAUGCAGUCUUAAGCUAAAAACCUACGGAGGCACUCCGCUGACGGUAAAAGGGAAGCUAAACGUUUCCGUAGAGCACAAUGGUCAGCACAAGCAACUUCCGCUAAUUGUCGUGAAAACAAACGAGAGUACUAACACUAUGCUGUUGGGGCGAGACUGGCUGUCAGCACUGAAGUUAGACUGGGCUAGUGUGCAUGGGGUUUGCUUGGACAAAGUGGCGUUGUUGCUUGAAAAAUAUGCUAAGAUUUUUGAGCCUACCUUGGGUCUAAUUAAGAACAGGGCCAUUAAGUUAGUGCUUAAAGAGAAUAGCACACCCGUUUUUUGUAAAGCGCGGUCGGUACCUUUUGCAGUUAAAGAAGCAGUGUCUUCGGAACUGCAGAACCUCGUGAAAACCGGAGUGUUAGUACCUGUUCAGCAGAGUGAAUGGGCGACGCCACUAGUAGUGGUGCCUAAACCAAACAACCAGGUCAGGGUGUGUGGGGAUUUCAAGGUGACACUAAACCCAUGCCUAAGAACUGAUCAUUACCCCCUUCCCGUGAUUGAGGAUCUGUUUGUAAAGCUGGCCGGUUGCAAAUAUUUCACGGUGUUGGAUUUGUCCACUGCAUACCAGCAGCUGGAAUUGCAUCCCCAAGCGCAGUCGCUAGUCGUGAUCAACACGCAUUUGGGUUUAUUCAAGUAUACGCGCUUACCCUAUGGCAUAACGAGUGCGCCUUCGAUUUUCCAGGCAGUUAUGGAUGAGGAGUUGAAAGGACUUGAUCGGAAAGAGGCAUUCGACUGA
Molecule: messenger RNA, 1804 nt
Organism: Rhipicephalus sanguineus (brown dog tick)
Lineage: Eukaryota; Metazoa; Arthropoda; Arachnida; Ixodida; Ixodidae
Exons: 2
Coding region: 59-1804 (581 amino acids)
Biological process (GO): proteolysis
Molecular function (GO): aspartic-type endopeptidase activity
Source: RefSeq, a predicted model, not a curated record